Messenger RNA from Symbiodinium sp. CCMP2456, 1527 nucleotides. Lineage: Eukaryota; Dinophyceae; Suessiales; Symbiodiniaceae. The record is from the annotation of a GenBank genome assembly.
AUGUCAUCGAAGUCCUUGUCCGACAGAAUUAGCUACAAUGCCGCCAUCAGCAGCUGCAAGUUGCAGUGGAAACAUGCCUUGGCUCUGCUGACCUCCAUCUCCUUGGAGCAGAUGGAUCCCGACGAGAUCAGUUUCAAUGCCGCCAUCAGCGCCUGCGAGAAAUGCGGGGCUUGGGACGCGGCGCUCGCGAUUCUGGGUCUGGUAGCAACCAGCCGGCGGACCGGACCCGGUAUCAUCACUCUGAAUGCAGCCAUGAGUGCAUGUGAGAAGAGCCAUCGUUGGGCUGAAGUGUUGGAUCUUUUCAGCCGAAUGCAACUUUGGCAUCUCAGCCCUACAGAAAUAAGUUGGCAAGUGUUACUCGGUGCUUGCGAGAGGGCGACCCAGUGGCAAGCCGCCCUGCAAGUGUUGGACUGCAUGAUCUUUGACCAGGUCGUUCCGUCAGGAACGGCUGCAGGAUCCAUCCUUCACUCGCUUCGCCAGACAUCCACCGCAGCUUUGGAGACAGUAUUGUCGAGGCUGAAGAGCGUCUGGCUCGAACUGGGCGAUGUGCCAGAGUUGCCCAGGUCGCUCCAGGAGGAGUUCUCUGUCGUAGCCUCGGCCCCGGGGGUCUUCGCUGUGGCGAAACCCGAAGGUGUCAGCACGGAGCAGCUGGUGGAGCAGCUGGCAGUGCCACUCAAAGAACAUGGCUUUUGCCUUUCUGUGGUGUCGCGGCUUGAUCAACCGACCUCCGGAGUGUUGCCCCUUGUCUUGGGAGCGGAGACGUCCCCUUCCGGGCGAUGGUGUAAAGCGCAGUUUGCGGGGCGGCUGGUCGGCAAGCACUACAUCUGCCUUUGCGAGGGCAGAUCGUUGGGUGACGUUGGCAGCAAGGGGAACAUCUCGGUGCCUCUACGAUCGGUUCAAGUGGAUGCGGAAACUUGGAUUAGCGAGGUCUGCGGUCACGACGUCUCCGGGCGUGAUUCCUUCACUUCCUACGAAGUCAAGGGUCGAUAUUCCUCGCCGAGUAUGGGAGGGGACGAGUUGAUGCUGCUCCGUGUGCAGCCCAAAACUGGGAGGCGACACCAAAUUCGAGUGCAUUUUGCCAGCAUGGGGCGUCCGUUGGUUGGGGAUUUAACUUACGGUCGUCAGUCUGAGACCUUGAUGCCACAGUGCCUUCGCCUCUUUUUGCACUGUGCGGAGGUCCGUUUUUCGGCCCUCUUCGGUGCGUUUCAUGCUAGGGUCGAACUGCCCCAAGAGUUGAGGGAGUUGCUGGAGUCGCUGCGACCGGGAGAAAGUUCGACAGCAUGCCGGGCACACCAAAAGUGCCGGAAGCAAGCUUCAGACGUUGCCCGGGAAUUUGCGAAGAACAUUCCCAAGCCGAAGUUGGCGCCGAAGCAGGUAGUGGUCACAGCGACCAAGAUGGAAGAGGAAGAAGAGGUGGUACAGGAAGCCACCGACUGGGAGGAGAUUCGGCGGAGGGAGCGACAGCACAUGGAGGAUGCGGCCAAAGUCGCCCAGGUGAAGGAUUUCUUAGAGAGGCUGGCGGUUUGA